AUGGCUCCCUCGGCCGUCGACCAACCCGCCAUCAAGGCGCCCGAAGUGAAGACAUACCCUCCCGCCAAGAUCUUUCCUGUCAAGGAGACGCGCUUCGAGAACUUUAUAGAGCCAUCAACGGAUGGAAGAGAACGCGCACUGAAGCAAACCGAAAGCUCAGCUAUCGUUAUUGACAAUGGAUCUUCAACCGUACGCGCCGGCUGGUCGUUCGAGUCGAAGCCGAGAUUCAGCAUACCCCCCAUCAUGGCUAAGUACCGCGAUCGAAAAUUGGGCAAGACUUUCUCUUUUGCUGGAUCCGACUGUUACGCCGACACAACCGCGCGCGGCCAUAUCAGAAGCGCCUUCGAAGCCGGAACAGGAAUUGUCAGCAACUGGGAUGUGAUGGAACAUGUGUUGGACUACAUCUUUCUAAAGCUGGGCAUGAACGAUGCGGAUGGCGCUAUCGAAGUUCCUAUUGUCAUGACAGAGGCUGUUGCCAAUUUGCCAUACUCAAGGAAAUCCAUGACUGAGAUUAUCUUCGAAUGUUACGGUGCGCCUUCUCUGGCUUACGGAAUCGAUUCCCUCUUUUCAUAUAGACACAACAAGGGCAAGACUGGUCUCGUGGUCUCUUCAUCUUACACAUCAACACACGUUAUCCCUGUGUAUAACAACAAGGCCCUACUCGGCCAAGCCACGCGACUGAACUGGGGAGGUUAUCACAAUGCCGAGUAUCUUCUCAAGCUACUUCGACUCAAAUACCCUGCCUUCACUGGCAAGACUAACGUGUCGCAAGCCGAGCACAUGCUCCGCGAUCAUGGCUACGUAUCCCAGAGUUACGACGAAGAACUCGCCAGCUACCUUGAGUGGAAGGACCUGGAGGAUCGAGAUAUCGUUGUGCAAUACCCAUACACAGAAGUUGUGGUUGAGCAGAAGACUGAGGAAGAGCUGGCUAAAAUUGCAGAGCGCAAGAAGGAGAGUGGGCGAAGGCUGCAACAACAAGCGGCCAAGAUGCGCCUGGAGAAGCUCAUGAAAAAGGAGCAGGAUCUGGAGUACUACAAGAACCUUCAAAGGAACAUUACGGAUGUGACGAAGAAGGAACUCAGACGCCAACUCGACAGCAACGACAUUAAGGACGAGAACCAGCUGGAGAAGAUCAUCAAGGAUCUAGAAAAGGCCGUCAGGAAGGCUCGAACAAAGGAUGUUGGCGGUGACCCCGAGGAGGAACAAGAGCAGCCCAAUUUUGAUCUCCUCGACAUCCCUGAUGAUCAGCUUGAUGACGCCCAGAUAAAACAGAAGCGUCAGCAACGUUUGCUUAAAUCAAACCAUGAAGCUCGAGCGCGCGCAAAGGCCGAGAAGGAGGCCGAAAAGGCACGCGUUGUCGAGGAAGAACGUGCCGACACCGAGCGAAGAGAGAAUGACCUCGAGAACUGGCUUGAGGAGAAGCGCCAGCGAAGAGCCGAGACACUACAAAAGAUGAAAGAGCGUGAGCGCCUAAAGCAGGAUCUAGGCAACCGAAAAUCCCUUGCUUCGCAGAUCCGCAUGAAGAGCAUCGCCAACUUGGCCUCGGACAACCCAACCAAGAAGCGACGCCGUGGUGGUGACGACGAUAAUUUCGGUGCAGAUGAUGACGACUGGGGUGUUUAUCGCCAGAUUGCCGUGGGCGACAACAGUGAUGAUGAGCAUGAGGAGGAAGAUCUUAACUCAACACUCAAGUCUCUAGAGCAAGACCUAUUGCGCUAUGAUCCUGACUUCGAUUACGAGAAUACUCACGAAGCUCAGUCUGACUGGUCCAAAUCUCUACUGCACGCCUUCGCGCGAGGUCCCCGACCCUUUGAUCCCUCUUCACAGGCUGAGCUCAACCAGAUCCACCUCAACGUUGAGCGCAUUCGUGUCCCCGAAGUUGUUUUCCGCCCCUCGAUUGCCGGUGUGGACCAGUCGGGAAUUGUCGAGAUUGCUGGUGAUAUUCUCAACCAACGAUUGGGCAACAUUCCCAACCGCGAUGAUUUCCUUCGUGAUGUAUUCUUGACUGGUGGAAACACGCUGUUCAAGAACUUUGACGACCGCAUUCGCGACGGUCUCCGCGCUCUUCUUCCUGCCGAUUCACCAUUGAAUGUGCGUCGUGCGGAAGAUGCCCUACUGGAUGCUUGGAAGGGUGCCGCGGGCUGGGUUGGAACACCUGCUUGGAAGACGGCAAAGAUCUCGAGAGAGGAAUACCAAGAAAAGGGACCGGAGUAUAUCAAGGAACACGACAUGGGUAAUUCUUAUGCGUAG
This is a messenger RNA of Fusarium coffeatum, 2250 nucleotides long. RefSeq lists its product as uncharacterized. The record is from RefSeq and is a predicted model, not a curated record. The transcript is spliced from 4 exons. Lineage: Eukaryota; Fungi; Ascomycota; Sordariomycetes; Hypocreales; Nectriaceae. Gene Ontology annotation, cellular component: Ino80 complex; cytoplasm. Gene Ontology annotation, biological process: regulation of DNA-templated transcription. Bases 1 to 2250 code for a protein of 749 amino acids.